AUCGACAUGAUGUCGAGCAAGCCGUCUGCUGGCCAUGUCGAAGCGACUGUGCUUCACGCCAUCCUCAAGAGACACGCGAAGAACCCACACGCACGAUCCCAGGCUCUAGAUGCUGUGAUGAGUGCCCCCAAUAGCUUCAACCCAUCUUCGAAAUCAAGGAACGCUGCUGUCAGACUGGUCAAGUGGGAUGUUGACAACGACACACCAGCGAUAUGGCUCCACCCAGCAGAGGGCACAAUACCGACGAUGCACUACUACUCCUGGUGUGCCCUCGGUCGUCCAACACCGAGAGAGAACAGGAUCUACGUCGGCAUGAACAACAUCAGCAGGCCGAGUCAUAAGAGGGGCGAGCAUUGCGGGUCGUGUGUUGCCGAUGCAUGGCAGAACGCCAGUCUUUGCUUGAUUAACGACUUCUCGAAGCUAGAGGUGAAAGUACAACAGAAGAAAACUACAAUAACGAGGAAAGUGGGGGAACAGGGCAGCGCGGGUGUAAGGAAAGUGUUGGGGAACCUUCGAGAGUCAUUCCGCAGUCAAGGUUUCAACGAGGCAGCUGAAGGGUCGAAGCAUCCAAAGCCAGCAAAGCCAGCAAAGCGACAGGAUCUAACAGCAGAAAGAGUAUGGAGGAGCUAGACGUGGAACAUCGGGAUUGUGUGCGGAUCAAGUCAGCACUCCUUGAUACCACCAUUUCAAGAGCCGGGAUCCCCUCAUGUAAAACAUACAUAGCUCAGAUGGUCUCAAUCAACUGAACUCCACCAUUCGCCGAGAAAUCGACUGCACUCGCUAUCUCCGGAACGUUGGGCAACAUCGCAGGUCUUCGCCGUGGCGAUGUUGUAACUUAUGCAAUCAUGGCUGGACACGUACUCACUCAGUAUUCGCUCACGAAACCUCCCAGUUUACCCUCGAUAGCCGCUGCGAUAUCC
Molecule: messenger RNA, 920 nt
Organism: Didymella exigua CBS 183.55
Lineage: Eukaryota; Fungi; Ascomycota; Dothideomycetes; Pleosporales; Didymellaceae
Exons: 1
Coding region: 10-630 (206 amino acids)
Source: RefSeq, a predicted model, not a curated record